AUGAAAAGAGCUCGUUUGUAUUAUGUGAUUAUAAAACGAUAUUUUAAUACAUCUGUAAAGAAAGGAAAUAUAAAUAAAGAAUUAGAUGUAUCAAAAUAUAUAAAAACAUGGAAUAUUUGUAAUUAUAAUUUUAUUAUUUAUGGUCUUAUGCAUGGUCAAAUAUAUGGUAAUAUUUCAAGUGGGCAGGAUUGCUGUAACUUGAUUCAGAAUAUAAAAAUGGAUUACAUAUUAUUAGAAUUAUGUAAAGAAAGAUUAAAUAAAAUAUAUAGUGAUAUAUUUUUAUAUUCUAAACAUGGAAAUAAUAUUAUAAAAGAUAAAUAUCAAAACGUAAAUAUAAAUCAUAAUAUACAUAAUUAUAUGUAUAACAAAACAAACGAUUCAUAUAAUAAUAAUACAUAUAAUAAUAAUAUAUAUAAUAAUAAUAUAUAUAAUAAUGGUUAUAAUAAAUUUUCUUAUUUACCUAGGAUACAUAAUGGUUUUCUUAAAAAUGAAUUUAUUCCUAUAAUCGAAGAAUGUUUAAAAAAUAAAUUAAAUAUUUUUUUAUGUGAUAGAGAUAUACAUAUAAUAAAAAAUAGACUAGAUUCUAAAUUAUUAUAUGAUACAAAAUCUUAUAGAAACUUCUUUACAUAUUGCACUGAAUCAAUAGCUUUAAGACAUUAUUCAUAUAAUGAAUUUAUUAAGUUAUAUAAAAAUUAUUAUAUAUCAACAGAAAAUAAUGAUGAAAUUACUAAUACGCAAAAUGAUUUAGAUUUAAAUGAAACACUUAAUAAUGAUCAACUUAUAAAUUAUAUUAUGAAGAAAAAAAAAAUAGAUAUUCAUCCUAAUAUAAUAUAUGACAAUAAUAAAGAAACUUCUAUAUAUCAUGAUAUUUCUAAAAAAUUAAAUAUUCUACCCUUAUUAAAUGAAAGAUUAAAAUAUAUUUCAAAACCAACAUAUGAUAUAUUAAUAGAAGAAAAAUAUAAAUAUAUGGUACAUAAUAUCUGGUGUUUUCUAUUAAAUAAUGAAAAAAAUAUAUUUCAAAAUAACACACAUACACAAAAAAAUAUACUCAUUGUAUGUUCUUCUAAUAUUAUUCAACAAGUUUAUAACGAAUUACAAGAAGUAUAUCUAAUGUUAUAUAAUAAAUAUAAAAAUAAUAUAUCAUCCUAUCAAAUAAAUAAUACAAAUAUUAAAAAUUUAUCUAACAAACAAAAUAUUAAACAUAUAGUAGAACCUAUAGUAAAACCUAUAGUUUUUGAAAAUAUAUAUAGUUCUUAUAAUGAUUAUAUAAAACCACAUUGGCCUCUUAUACUUUUAAAAUAUUAUAUUUUACCUUAUCUCAUUUUAUAUUUUAUAUUAAAUACAUUAUAUAAUCUUAUGGCAUGGAUAUAUAAAUCGAAUAUGCAAAAUACUCACAUCUCCUCACAAAAAAUUAUAAAGGUUACCAUAUGA
This is a messenger RNA of Plasmodium adleri (nom. inval.), 1431 nucleotides long. RefSeq names its product conserved Plasmodium protein, unknown function. The record is from RefSeq and is a predicted model, not a curated record. NCBI's taxonomy places the organism in Eukaryota, Apicomplexa, Aconoidasida, Haemosporida, Plasmodiidae. Bases 1 to 1431 code for a protein of 476 amino acids. The transcript has a single exon.